UCAGUCAUGAAGAAGAUCGUGGUUCACGGAGUUAAGGAAAAGACACCAAUGGGUUUCUGCGAUGUCCCACGAAAAAACCUGUUGGACUUUAUACGUGAUAUGAAAAGCAUUUCUGUCCCAAACGAACCAAGAUACAAACCUCUCAGAAAGAUCCACCAGGCUGCAAGCGAGGGUGAUACAGAGAGAUUACAGAGAAUGAUAAGUCGUGGGAAACACGGUGUGCACGACAGAGACUUUAAGCAAAGGACUGCUCUGCAUUUUGCCUGUGCCUAUGGCCAGGUGGAAGUAGUAGGUGUUCUACUGAGAAAUAAUUGUGAUAUUGAUGCUGUUGACAGGAACUUCAUCACGCCUCUGAUGAAGGCUGUUCAAAACUGGGCAUAUGAAUGUGUGUGUACAUUGUUGAAGCACGGUGCUGAUCCAAACCGUAUGGACAAAAAUGGCAAUACUUCUCUCCACUACGCUGUGUGUGAAGAUAACCAGGCACUGGCUAAGUGCUUGCUUAAAUACAGUGCAAACAUGGAACAAAAAAACAAGGAUGGCUUUACACCACUUUUACUGGCUCUCAAGGAAAAUAAAAUAGAGAUGGCAAAGUUUUUAGUAAAGAAGGGGGCAAAUAUACACGUAUUUGAUGAGAUGAAAAGAAACACUCUCUUAUAUGCCAUAAGAUGGGACUCUAAAGAUAUGGUCAAUCUACUUUUGGAUGAGGGUAUUGACUUUUUCUUUAAAGAUGUAUUUGGAUGGACUGCAUUACGGUAUGCUAUUGAAGGCACAAGUAAAGGUAGUCGAGAGAUUCUCAUGAACUAUGAUGAAAAGUUACGUAGAAAAAAUCAAGAUGGCAUCUCAGAAUACAAGAAUUUUGAAGACAAUUCAUUAGACAAGCACCUCAAUGAUCCUACUUCUGAGACCACCUUGCCUAAAUCAAGUGAGAAUGCAUGUGAUUUUGAUAAUGAGCCAGAUAUUUCAAAGUUUGUCCUCACUACGUGUCCUAGUAACAUAUGUGGGGCUGGAGAUCAAGAAGAUAAAAGUGAAACAAAAGAAACAGUAGAUGAGCAGAAAUCGCCACCUCACCCAGGCCCUCCCAAGUUGGUAAUGAUCCCUCCAAUGAUCUUCUAA
Apodemus sylvaticus (European woodmouse) is the source of this 1113-nucleotide messenger RNA. RefSeq names its product ankyrin repeat domain-containing protein 7-like. The transcript is spliced from 10 exons. Bases 7 to 1113 code for a protein of 368 amino acids. Lineage: Eukaryota; Metazoa; Chordata; Mammalia; Rodentia; Muridae. The record is from RefSeq and is a predicted model, not a curated record. Gene Ontology annotation, molecular function: protein binding.